UUUCCCAGGUCAUUUCCUUGCUGGAACACUUUUCCUUAUCAUGGCUCUUUGGUGGAGUACAAAGAGUAUUCUGAAGCAUGUUUGUAAACAGCAAAAGAGGUCUUCCUCCCUUAUUACCAAAGAAUUCUUCUUUCGAGCAGAACUUUUGGAGGGAAUUGUGAUUAUUGGCAUGGCAUCAAUAGGAAUAAUUGGUCUAUACAUUGCACUUUCGAAGAUACAUCAGUUCUCAGAUAAAGAAUCCAAGUUGACCCUAAUUCUGCACUGGCAUCAUCUUUCCAUGUAUGUCUUCUUUGCAAUACUAGGUGGGACCAAGAUCUUAUGUUUCAUCAUUAGUUCACUUCCAGUCUCUUUGGUCAAGUUAACGUUAUCAAGUGCCUUCUUUGUGGAAGCUUUCAUUUUCUACAAUCACACACAUGGCCGGUCAGUGGUGGACACCUUUGGGCACCAACUGUUGAGCUUUGAUGUAUUUUUGGCGGGUCUGGUUGCCUUCAUAGAAUUCCUCACAAAGAACAAUGUAGUUCUGGAGCUCCUGAGGUCAAGCCUCACCAUGCUACAGGGGAUGUGGUUCUAUCAGAUGGCUUUUGUCCUGUAUCCCAAAAACAGAGACCAUGCAUGGGACCUGUCUGAUCAUAGCAACAUUAUGUUUCUCACCAUAUGCUUUUGCUUGUAUUAUGCAUUGACCUAUGCCAUCAUUGGAAUUAAUUAUGCUCUUAUUACCUGGUUGGUUAAGUGGAGACUUAGCAAGCUCUGUACGUCAGAAACUCAACUUCUGAAAAAUCAUGAACAGCAAGAAGAAUCAGAAGAUGAAAUGUGAUUUUUUUUGACUGGCAUCUAGUCUCUCUAAAUGAACCUUCUUAUUUUUUUGCAUUGUCUUGGCUCAUGGUUUUGUUUAGUGAAUGGUAUGGAAAGAAGCCAUGACCACAAGCCUGUAAUUUUGCAAGUGCGGAGCCAAAUUACCAUGGACCAUCUUCUGUCAAUUUAUAGCGGAUUAUUACCCAACUCUGUAUGUGACCUAACAUCUCUCUGAUUAUAAGUAAAUCCUUGGGAAUGUAGA
This is a messenger RNA of Peromyscus maniculatus bairdii (prairie deer mouse), 1054 nucleotides long. Its product is annotated as transmembrane protein 45A-like. The record is from RefSeq and is a predicted model, not a curated record. Lineage: Eukaryota; Metazoa; Chordata; Mammalia; Rodentia; Cricetidae.